Messenger RNA from Caenorhabditis auriculariae, 1231 nucleotides. Lineage: Eukaryota; Metazoa; Nematoda; Chromadorea; Rhabditida; Rhabditidae. The record is from the annotation of a GenBank genome assembly.
AUGCUCGCAAACAGCGCGAAAAGUCAAAAAUUUUCCGUCGAUGUCAGCGAUCCGAUGACUAUGAUUUUUGCGUGAGUAGAUUCCUGGGCAUCUUGCUAGUUUUGAAUGUGCACAUUUCUUGAGGAAACUUCAAAAAAUCGUCUUUUCGUCUUCGAAAACUUAAUAUGUCUCAGGUUCACGGUGUCGAAUCCGAUCUUCUGGUCCUUGCUUAUCCUCGUCUCGUUCAGUAUUGCUUCCUUAGUGAUCACGUGUAAAUUGUAUAACGCAACUCGUUAUGAGUUGAAUAAUAGACUUGAUUUCGCCGUGUGGAAGGUUGUGGUAGCCUGUGAACCUUGAAAACUGAGAGAUUUUUGAGAUUGAUCAACUUUCGGAGAGAGUGCGUAUACAAGAACCAAACUUGAACUUAAUUGAACAGGUUGAAAGAAAAAGGGAAUUUAAAAAAAAGAAUUCAUUCAGGUUUCAAAGAAGUUGAAAUUGCGGUUCGAUGAAGUCAAUGACGCCACAAAACGCAUCGAGCUUCUGAUGGACGGUUCCAGAAGUAGGCAUUCUUCGCAAUUUGAAACAAUUGGAAAAAAAAACUCAUGAGUUAAAAAUCUAAAAACCGAAGACUUUUUGUAAAGUGAGCUCCGAAAAAAAAAACAUUUUCGUCGUGCUUAAAUGCGCUCUCAAUUUCAGAUUGGGUAUGAGCAAAAAAGAAAUUUCGCAACUAAUCUCGAUGCUCAAUCGAAGAUAUACACCAGAUGAUAAUGACUGAAAAGCUAUUUUUUGACUGGAAAACUUAAAUUCAAAAACAAGAAUUGAAUUUGAAGUGCAAACAAUGGGUGAAACGCACCUUCUUCGUGAGCAUCUUGAGAACGAAAAGAAAGCUCGGGAGGCCAACGAGAAACUGGCGGUGACCGAACUUCUUGGGCAGGACCGACUGCCUGAAACGUAAAUCCUAUACACCAUUCUUUAAUUGUUUUUUUUCUGGCCUGUCAACCAGAUCAAUAGACGGGAAAAGCUGACCGAAGAGAAGCCGCUCGAUCUGAGGCAAAUUACCAAACGCGUCAUUUUGGUGAGGAAACUCGAAUUGAAUUCCAAAGUGGCAACCUUUCUUUUUCAGGAAACAAAAGACCUGGUCAAAAUGGAAAAACCUAGCAGUGACAAGAAAGAUAAGAAGGACCUUCCGAAAAAUCGAAGUCUUUCCCUGCAACUCCGCAAAACACAGCCCAGCUCUCUUGGCGACGAUUGA